GCUAAUGGCCACCACCUUGGUUGUUAAACGCCAUCAAGCUAAAAACACCGAAACUCAACCAGGACCCCCACAUCAUUCACCACCGCUGCCGCAGCCACCACCUUCACAAAACCCCAGCUCCAAUCUCCAUGAACCCAUCAUUCACUAGCCUCAUCUAUUGCCUCGACCCUCGUCCCUAACCAUAGACCCAUGAUACGAGCACUACCAAACCCAUCAAAACUAAACUCAAAUUUCCACCACCCAUGUAAUCUGCUCCAAGAAACACCAUAAUCCAUUACGCCACCCAUCAGCCAUCAUCUACGAAGCACCACCCCCUCCACAGACUAAAGACAGAAUUGAAUAUUCCCAACAGCCCGGGUUGCUGCACAAGUGAAGACCUAUUGUGGAGGCGACUUCGGUAACUCUCUCAACUCCUCAAACAUUGCCGACAUUUCGUUGCCUUUGUUGUACUGUGGCUUCCUUCUGUUCCUCCAAAAUCUGAUUUUGGUGUUGUCAUUGCUGAGAAAUCCAAGCUCCAAAGUCACAGCCAUCUGGCAAUUCUCUGAAUGAGCUUUGAUUGAUUUCGACCGGACACAGAUAAAUCCCAGGUCCCAUUUUGAGCGCUUCAUGUGUUUGCAAUAAUGAUUUAACCAAAUCAAACUUCUUGUUUAUUGGUUUUUUGUAAUAUUCAAAAUCCCCAGUGCAUUCUUUAACAAUCAUCUCGUUAUUCACAUGUUAUCACUAGAAGAGAAUGGUCCAGUGGUUGUUUUUCGGUAGGGUCGGAGGGUCGGGUUUUUUCUAUGGAUGUCAGCGAGGGUUUAAUUACCAGCAAAAGUGUGGUUUGGUGAAUGUAAAGUUGAAAUGGGUGAAAGACAGGGCUCUGGAUGCUGCUGUAACUGGUGAGAGGGAUCUCAGAGCAGCUUGGAUUCUUGUUUCCAUUAUCUCUUCUGCUUCUCAGCAAUGUGUUCCCAUAUACCACCUCUCUCGCCAUCGUGGACAACUUGGUCUCCCCCAUGAUCUUAAGCUCUCCACCUUUGUUAGGAGAUACCCUACUGUUUUUCACGAGUCUCAUGUUUUUGACAGCGGAGGCACGCGUGUUCCCUGUUUCAGCUUGAGUACUGAAGCAUUGGAACUCCACCAAGAAGAACUCAAUGUGGUUGAGCAGAAUCAGAUGGAUCUUGUCAAUAGGCUGCGAAAACUGCUCAUGCUCACCAGAGCCAGGACCCUUCCUUUACAAACUCUUGACCAGCUGAAAUGGGACCUGGGUUUGCCGUAUGAUUACCAUCUUUCCUUGAUUCCGCAGCGGCCGGAGUUUUUCUCUUCCGUCCACCUCCCUGACAAGCGUGAUGGGUUGAAGCUCGUGUCCUGGGAUGAUGACCUUGCCGUUUCCCAAUUGCAAAAGAAUGCUGCUUUACAACAGACCGAAGAAGACGUGAAAAAUGGUUGCUUAGCCUUUCCGAUCGGAUUUACGAGGGGUUUUGGGUUGAAAAGAAAAUGCAUGGAAUGGUUGAGAGAGUGGCAAAAGCUCCCUUACACUUCCCCGUAUUCUGAUGCCUUACAUUUGGACCCCCGCACGGAUGUCUCCGAGAAAAGGAUUGUUGGAGUCUUUCACGAGCUUCUUCACCUAACCAUACAAAAGAGAACUGAGCGCAAGAAUGUGAGCAACCUCCGCACGCCACUGGCCCUGCCCCAGAAGUUCACUAAAGUGUUUGAGCGCCAUCCCACCAUUUUUUACAUCUCCAAGAAGAAUGACACUCAGACAGUCGUUCUUAGGGAAGCCUAUGACCAUCAGCAACUCCUGCAGAGACACCCCCUUGUAGAAAUCAGGGAAAGAUUGGCAAGCAUGUUGAGAAAAGGGCUGUUGGAUAGGAGCAGGGGGCUAUACAGGAAAAGUGCAGGCCCUGGUCUAGAACAAGAUCAAUCAAAUGAUGUUUAUGGUGAUGAAGUGACUGAUAAUCAGCGUAGUUCUGAUGAGGAAUCAGACUGUAAUCCAUUUUCUGAAUAUGAUUCAGAUGACUCUAUACACGACCGUUGUUGAGUUUUGACAGUGCCAAUAAUUAUAUUGAGAUCAUGUGAAGUUCCACCUUGGGUGAGCAAAUAUUUGUCUAGUUAUUGUUUCAGACUGUUAAUACAAAAUA
Molecule: messenger RNA, 2117 nt
Organism: Corylus avellana
Lineage: Eukaryota; Viridiplantae; Streptophyta; Magnoliopsida; Fagales; Betulaceae
Product: Ubiquitin carboxyl-terminal hydrolase family protein
Molecular function (GO): RNA binding
Source: RefSeq, a predicted model, not a curated record